UCGCAGACUCACUUACCGUAUCCCCUCGGAGUAUAGUAUCUUAUGUUUAUCAUUAUAUAAUAGUAAACUGAAAAUAUGAUACUGUUUUUUCCAAUUCUAUGAUAGCUUGUUCACAAGACUACUAUGGACAAAACUGCAGCAAAGAAUGUUCACACACUUGUAAAAACAACAAUUGCAACUCACAGAAUGGCUCCUACGUGCAUGGAUGUAAACCUGGAUAUGAUUAUACAAUGAGCACAAACUGCUCAGUUGGUGAAAAGGAGGAGCGGAGGUUUACCGCCUCCGAGGUUGCCGGGAUGGCUGGAGGGUCUGUAGGAGGUUGUCUUCUCCUUGUCGGACUGGCGCAUGUUAGUGUUCUGGUAUAUAGAAGAUACAAGUCGGCCUCGACGAAAAGAGACUCAACUUACGUUAUUUCAGACGUAGAAAAUACUAGUACUAAGGGAGCAUACGAAGGCCCCUAUGAAAUGCUGCUUAAAACAUCGAUGAACAUAUGUAUCAGAAGAUCCAGAAGUGACACGUAUACACUAUACAGCUGGGAUGUGGUAUUUCAAUGAGGUUUAAAAACACAACUGGGUUUUAUAAAGUGUAUAUGCAAUAUGAUGUUUGUGGAGUUUUGUGCUGUUGUUCCGUGUUUCUUGUUUGUGAUUUCUUGUUUUUGUGUUCUAUGUCUUUGGUGUUUACCCUGUGCUAUUAAAUGGGGUUUGUGUUUAAACCUUUGGCUAAUGAGUUUGUUUCUGUAGCUUUUCAUAUAAAUAUUGGAAGUCCCAAAUACAUAUAAAGGAAUGGCAAGUGCCGUCUUCAGUAUAAUUCAGUGUUUGCCUAAUCAACACAGCAGAGCUACAUGGUUUUAUGGAUGUCAAUGCUACCAUUUUAUCCUCAUAAUGAAUAAUUGGUCUACUGAUGUGUUUUUAUUAAAAUGUCUAUACGUCGUUAUAAUUUGUUUGAGCCCUGUGUAUCUUAUAUGUUACCAAACAAUACUGGUAUGUAUUUAUGUUAGUUCUUAACUAUAAAUGAUAGUUACUUUUCAAUUCAUUGCAACAUUAUUUAUUCACUUCAUGAACGAAGUAUUUGUCGGUAAAAAAACUAUAUAUAUCUUAUAUUUAUCUGCCUUUACAUAUGACAUCCGAUAAUAAACCAUAAACCAAUAUUUGGACAUUUGCUACUGAAGGCCCAUGACCCGU
Molecule: messenger RNA, 1181 nt
Organism: Mya arenaria
Lineage: Eukaryota; Metazoa; Mollusca; Bivalvia; Myida; Myidae
Exons: 3
Coding region: 99-554 (151 amino acids)
Source: RefSeq, a predicted model, not a curated record